AUGAUUAGUCCUAAACUGAUUGAGUUGGAGCAUUUACAAUAUUUGCACCUUGCAUCCAUUGAUUUCAAUGGGAGCCAAAUUCCAGAUUUCAUUGGUUCUCUAACCAAUCUAAAAAACCUCAGUCUCCAUUCCUGUCAUUUGGUUGGUCAAAUUCCAAGUUCGUUUGGAAACCUCAUGCAAUUGCAACAUCUCGACCUCAGCUAUAAUCAGCUUCAACCAGAAAAUCUCAAUAGGCUUGGAAACCUCACGAAAUUGCAACAUCUCGACCUCGCCUAUAAUCAGCUUCAACCAAAAAAUCUCAAUUGGCUCCCUGCUCUUUCUUCUUUAACGUAUUUGGACCUUGAAUUCUUUAAUUUCAAUGGGAGCCAAUUUCCAAAUUUCAUUGGUUCUCUAACCAAUCUAAGAUACCUCUGUCUCAGUGACUGUAAUUUGGUUGGUCAAAUUCCAAGUUCGUUUGGAAACCUCACACAAUUGCAACAUCUCGACCUCAGCUAUAAUCAGCUUCAACCAGAAAAUCUCAAUAGGCUUGGAAACCUCACAAAAUUGCAACAUCUCGACCUCACCUAUAAUCAGCUUCAACCAAAAAAUCUCAAUUGGCUCCCUGCUCUUUCUUCUUUAACGUAUUUGGACCUAAGCGGAGCCAAUCUCAGUACUGUUUUGGACCUUGCAUUGAUUAAUUUCAAUGGGAACCAAUUUCUAGAUUUCAUUGGUUCUCAAACCAAUCUAAGAAACCUCAGUCUCUAUUCCUGUAAUUUGGUUGGUCAAAUUCCAAAUUCGUUUGGAAACCUCUCGCAAUUGCAAAAUCUCGGCCUCGCCCAUAAUCAGCUUCAAGCAGAAAAUCUCAAUAGGCUUGGAAACCUCACGCAAUUGCAACAUCUUGACCUCAGCUAUAAUGAGCUUCAACCAAAAAAUCUCAAUUGGCUCCCUGCUCUUUCUUCUUUAACGGAUUUGUACCUAAGCGGAGCCAAUCUCAGUACUGUUUUCGAUUGGCCAGAAGCAGUACUUAAUAAGCUCCCUAAACUAGUAGACUUGAGAUUGGAUAACUGCAGUCUUCCUCCUCCUCCUACUCCAAUUCUUUCCACUACUCUUUACAAAACAAAAUCUUCUACAUCUCUUGCGCAUGUUCUUCUCUCUAACAACCAUUUCACUUCGUCAAUAUUUCUUUGGUUGUCCAAUUACAGUACAAGCCUUUUUAGUCUUGACCUCUCCAACAAUAAUCUAGCUGGUUUCAUUCCCGAUUUCACUAGAAACAUGAGCUCUCUUCGGGAUCUGGAUCUAUCCAACAAUUAUCUGACUGGUUUCAAUCCCGAUUUCCCUGGAAACAUAAGCUCUCUUUGGUAUCUGGAUCUCUCCUUGAAUAAUCUAACUGGUUUCAUUCCCGAUUUCAUUGGAAACAUGAGCUCUCUUGAGUCUCUGGAUCUCUCUGAAAACCAGAUUGAAGGAGCGAAUCCAAAUUCGUUUGCAAGGCUGUGUAAUUUGCGAGCAUUGUCGCUUCAAACAAAUCAUUUGAGUGAACAAUUAUCCAAGUUUGUUCAACUGUUGCCUAGAUGUGCUCAAAACUCAUUAAAGUUUUUGGACCUCUCUGAGAAUGCUCUUGCGGGGUCAUUAAACAAUCUUACAAGCUUCUCAUCUUUGAGAGACUUGUAUCUUUAUGCCAAUCAAUUAAGCGGAAAAAUACCUGAAAGUAUUGGGCAAAUGUCGCAACUGGAGAACAUCGGUUUCGGCUUCAAUCAAUUAAGCGGAAAAAUACCUGAAAGUAUUGGGCAAAUGUCGCAACUGGAGUUAAUCAAUUUCAUCGAAAACUCUUUGGAAGGGGUGGUUUCAGAAACUCAUUUCUCAAAACUUUCCAAAUUAUUUAUUUUGGAAUUAUCCUCUAACUCACUAGUUUUAAAUUUCCAUUCUGAUUGGGUUCCUCCCUUCCAGUUAUAUUCCAUAGCUUUGGGGUCUUGCAAGAUGGGUCCACAUUUCCCAAAAUGGCUUCAAACUCAAAAUUAUUAUGCCGAGCUUGAUAUUUCGAAUGCUGGAAUUUCUGAUAUCAUUCCAAGUUGGCUUUUGAGUAAUUUUCGUAAUGCAGACGUUACAGUGGAGUAUGAAUAUCAACGACGACUAGAUUUGAGUUCGAACCAAAUAGAAGGUCCAAUUCCCUCAACUCUGUCACGAGUCUAUUAUCUGGAUCUCUCUAAUAAUCACAUUUCAGGGUCGCUUUCUUUCCUAUGUGCAAGUGCAGAUAUGAGUUUAACAUAUCUUAAUCUUUCAAGCAACAGUUUUGCUGGAGAACUUCCAGAUUGCAGGAGCCAUUUGGAGACUCUAAUCAUGCUUGAUUUGAGUAACAACACCUUUUCUGGAAAAAUUCCCAUGACAAUAGGCUCUUUAUUUCAAAUGCAAACUUUGAAAUUAAGAAGCAACCGAUUUGUUGGAGAAUUGCCUUCAUCGUUGAAGAACUGCACAAGUUUAGAAGUUAUUGAUCUAGGAGAUAAUAAAUUAUCAGGACCAAUACCUACAUGGUUAGGUGUGAGCUUCAAGAAUUUGGUUAUCCUGAUGCUUUCCACUAAUCACUUCAAUGGAAGCAUGCCCUCACAAUUAUGCCAUCUAACACACAUUAAAAUUAUGGAUUUCUCUAUGAACAACAUCUCUGGAAGCAUACCCAAAUGCCUCAACAAUUUGACUACUCUGGCUCAAAAAGGAAAUCCAAGUCUAUCCAGCACACAUUUUUUUGGCGGAAGUACGGGUAUUGAGUCAAUUGCUCCUACUAAUUAUGACGAUGAUGCAAGCUUCAUAUGGAAAGGAAGAAUGCAGACAUACAAAAGCACUUUGGGCCUUGUGAAGAGAAUUGAUCUCUCAAGAAAUAGAUUAACAGGGGAGAUUCCAGGUGAAAUCACUCAUCUGGUUGGAUUGAUUUCUUUAAACCUUUCGAGAAACCAAUUAACAGGUCAAAUAACUCCAGAGAUCGGAAACUUGCAGUCAUUGGAUUCGCUUGAUUUAUCAAGAAACCAGAUAGAUGGAGGAAUUCCAACAAGCCUUGCUCGGAUAGAUCGUCUUAGUUUCUUGGAUUUGUCAUAUAACAACUUGUCUGGCAAAAUACCAACAGGCACUCAGCUCCAAGGCUUUGAUCCCUCUGUUUAUGGUGGAAAUCCUCAACUCUGUGGACCUCCGCUUAAAAAGAUGUGUGCCGAUCGAAAUGAGAAAAUUGACUUGAGCAAUCAAGAGGAUAAGGAUGAGCUUAUAACACUGGGAUUUUACAUCAGUAUGGGGCUUGGAUUUGCUGCUGGAUUUUGGGGAGUUUGUGGCACUUUGAUAUUCAACAGGUCAUGGAGAUACGCAUACUUGAAGUUCUUGAAUGGUUUAAAUGAUUGGCUUUAUGUGAGGGUAGCUUUGAUCAAGCGGCAACUAAAGCUAGCACAUGCUUAA
Messenger RNA from Prunus avium (sweet cherry), 3408 nucleotides. Lineage: Eukaryota; Viridiplantae; Streptophyta; Magnoliopsida; Rosales; Rosaceae. The record is from RefSeq and is a predicted model, not a curated record.